AUGGCUAAGCUGAGCCCUGAAGGUGUCAAUUCAGAAUAUUCAGGAAAAUAUCCCAGGAAGGAGAAUCCAAGGUGGUUGGAUGUGCUUCUGAAUAGGGUUUUCACCCUUGAAUGGGUAACUCACAGAGUAAUCCAACUCCUAAUACAUCCAGCUGAACAAGUUUUGGAUGGAGUGGAGGGAAGCAUCUCAGAGAACGGCCCAAGGCAAAGCAGACCUAUGAAAUCUGCCUUCAUGCCCGCAUCUUUGGCCUCACCUGUGAGGAAUGUCUCUGUGCCAAGCACCUCAGGCACACAACUCCGCAGAGGAGAGGACGUGGCAGCAGUAGGAAGAUUACAUAACGAUAGCAGUAUUUUUUUCCUUAGAUGUGAUGCCGAUCCAUCAGCCUUGGCUAACUAUGUUGUGGCAUUGGUCAAAAAAGAUAAACCAGAAAAAGAACUGAAGGCUUUCUGCGCUGAUCAGCUAGAUGUCUUUCUGCAAAAAGAAACCUCAGGCUUUGUUGAUAAACUCUUCGAGAGCCUAUACACCAAGGAUUACCUAGCUCCCAAUGAACCAGCAAAGCCAGAGUUGAAGCCUGUGUGUCAGGUCAAGGAAGAAAUCAAAGAGGAGCCAUUUCAGGAGACUUUUGAAGAUGAGCGAGAGGGUAAAAAGAAGAAAUAUACUAGCCCACAGAAAAAUCGUUCAGAUUCUAAUGAGCAAAGAACUAGAGAGAGAAAAAGAGAUGAUGGCAAGUGGAGAGAUUAUGAUAGAUACUACGAACGGAAUGAUUUGUAUAGAGACAAAUACGAUUGGCGAAGGGGAAGAAGUAAGAGUCGCAGUAAAAGUAGAGGACUUAGCCGAAGUCGUAGCCGCAGCAGAGGUAGAAGCAAAGACCAGGAGGCAAACAAAGAAAGGGAUGCAAACAGAAAUGUUGAUCACAGAGAUCGAGCCAAAUUUAAAUGUGAAAGGAGUGAUAUGGAGAGCUCAUAUAACCCAGUGGCUUUGUCUUCCGUUAACUCUACUGAACAGUAUUCCUCUGGAGCACAGUGUAUUCCCAGUGCUGUUACUGUGAUUGCACCUGCUCACCAUCCUGAAAACACAACAGAAAGCUGGUCGAAUUACUACAACAAUCAUUCUGCUCCUAAUUCGUUUGGCAGAAACGCUCCACCAAAAAGACGCUGUCGAGAUUACGACGAGAGAGGAUUUUGUGUACUUGGUGACCUCUGUCAAUAUGAUCACGGAAAUGACCCCUUGGUUGUGGAUGAGGUAUCUUUGCCAAGCAUGAUUCCAUUUCCUCCACCACCCCCAGGACUUCCUCCUCCUGGAAUGCUUAUGCCUCCUGCGCAAGGCCCAACUCACAACAUGAGAAUGCCAGGGCCACAUGUACAUCCUCGGCCGCCACCACCUGUUAGAAUUCCUAUACCAAGGCCACCUUUAUCACAGGCAAGUUUGAUUAACAGCCGUGACCAGCCAGGAACAACUACAGUGCCCAGCCUUGCACCAGUGGGAGCUAGACUACCUCCUCCACUACCCCAAAACCUACUAUAUUCAGUAUCAGAACAUACGUAUGAACCAGAUGGCUACAAUCCAGAGGCUCCUAGUAUUACCAGUACUGGUAGAUCUCAGUAUCGACAGUUCUUUUCAAGGACACCAAUGCAGCGUCCAAAUCUUAUUGGCCUAACAUCUGGUGAGAUGGAUACAAAUCCAAGAGGUGCUAAUAUUAUCAUCCAGACUGAACCUCCAAUUGGCAUUGCAAGUAACAGCAGUAAUGUAUCUAGAGUGGUGCUUGAGCCAGACAACAGGAAGCGGGUUUCAAACACUGUAGAAGGGCCAUCUCCAAAGAAACCCUGGAUUGGAAAACAAACUAAUAACCAGAAUAAGCCAGGAUUCCUGAAGAAGAACCAGUAUACAAACACCAAAUUGGAAGUUCGUAAAAUACCACCAGAGCUAAACAAUAUUACUCAACUUAAUGAACAUUUCAGCAAAUUUGGAACAAUUGUCAACAUUCAGGUUGCCUUCAAGAGUGAUCCUGAAGCUGCUCUAAUUCAGUACUUAACAAAUGAUGAAGCGAGAAAAGCUAUUUCUAGCACAGAGGCAGUGUUGAACAAUCGGUUUAUACGAGUGCUAUGGCACCGAGAAAACAAUGAGCAGCAGCCAUUGCCACUAUCCCAGCAGCAGCAGCAGGCGCCACCACCUCUUCAUCACCCGCUUCACCUGCAGCAACAAAUGCUGCCACAGCCUCCAGCCGUAACAAUGCACAGCAGUAUGGCAAAGGUAACAAAGCCACUGACAUCAGGUGCUUACAUCAUCAAUAAGGCCCCAGUUAAACAUCGUCUUGGAGCACCUGGUGGAAAUCAGCCAGACGCUCAACAUUUAUUGCUUAACCAGUCUAGUGCUUCUGCAGAAGAUGCUCAGAUGUUUCCCACUUCAAUUGGCCAUUCAAAGAUGGUUUACAGUUCCUCCAAUUUGAAGACGUCUAUAAAGCCUGGUACAGGAAAUAAAUCUCAUGAUGUCCAAGAAGUUUUUAAAAAGAAACAGGAGGCAAUGAAGCUGCAGCAAGACAUGAGGAAGAAAAAGCAAGAAAUGUUAGAGAAACAAAUAGAAUGUCAGAAGAUGUUAAUAUCAAAAUUGGAAAAGAAUAAGGCCACAAAACCAGAGGAAAGAGCAGAUAUAAUGAAGACACUGAAAGAGCUAACAGGAAAAAUCUCUCAGUUGAAAGAUGAGUUGAAAACUUCAUCUGCCAGUUCUACAGCAUCAAAACAGAAGUCAAAAACAGAGGCACAGAAGGAACUUUUGGAUGCAGAGCUAGACUUUCAUAAAAGGCUGUCUUCCGGGGAAGAUACAACAGAAUUAAGGAAAAAGCUCACCCAGUUACAGGUGGAGGCUGCCCGUUUAGGUAUCUUGCCCGCUGGUCGUGGAAAAUCGAUGCCUUCUCAAAGCAGAGGACGAGGACGAGGUCGGGGAGGGAGAGGGAGAGGUACAGUGAAUCAUAUGGUGGUAGACCACCGUCCCAAAGCAAUAACCAUUGGUGGCUUUGUGGAAGAGGAGAAAGAUGAGUUGCUGCAGCACUUUGCGAAAUUUGGAGAUAUUGAAGGCCUUCAAGAGGAGGAUUCUCCUUUAAGUGUUGUUCUAACAUUUAAAUCCCGUUCUGAAGCUGAAAAUGCGGCCAACCAAGGAUUAAAGUUCAAAGACCGACGACUACAGAUAUCAUGGCAUAAACCCAAGGUACCCUCUGUGUCCACAGAAACGGAGGAAGAGGAACCCAAGGAAGAGGAGACAGAAGCUUCAGAUUUAUUUUUGCCUGAAGAUGAUGACGACGAAGACGAAGACGAAGAUGAAUCUCGUUCCUGGAGAAGAUGAAACUUGAAAUGGAAUCAAUAGUUUUAGAAUUGUUGAACUAAAACUUUUAAAAAAAUAUUUAAAGGAAGUCAAUGAGCCAAAAAUUGUUUUUGUUUUUUGUUUUUAUUUUCAUACACACAAGAAAGCAAGUGUGAGUUUGAGAUAUUAAACUUAACAAAUAAGUAGCCACGAUCAGCCGAAGGCUAAGUGUUGCAAAGGUGGUUGUGAUCCUCUGAAGAUGGAAUGUAUCAAUCUUUCAAGCCCAACUUGUGUUUAUUUUGUUUUUAAAAUAUGGACCUUUUUCAAGCUAUCAAUGGCUUUAUAGGCUUUAUUUAGUAAUGUAGAGUGUGAGAUGAGAGCUUUCUGUGAAGUUCAUUUAUACGUCAACAUUUCCUGGAAUUUGGUAAUUCAAAAGUCGACUCCUUAGUUAGGUGGCAGACAAGUUAUCCAGUUUGAGUUUCACUCCUGUCUAGAAUUGCUCCGAAUCUUACUGUGGAUUAUACCAUUCAGCUAUCUAGCAGAAUUACAGGGCAAUGCUGCCAAUUUCCACAUUCAAACAAGUCCACAUCAAUGACAGCUGCUCUUGUCUAAUAUGGCAGUUCUUCUCAAUCUAAUCUUCAGACAUAGCCCAGCCUUACUACUUUUUGGGUGCAGCUUACCACUGCUCUGUGAAUUCCACGUUUACUUUCAUGGAGCAUCCAUGGACCUCCUGCAUGAAUCCUAUUAAAAUGAACAGAGCAGUUAGUGCUUGAUGAAUAGCUGGUAUAAAUAAAUGCAUCUAAGUGCUUUUAAAAGUGUCCAGCCAUUUGAGUUCAUUUUUUGUCCUUUGUAGCUAAGUAAGCUGCUUCUUUUUUUUUUAACCUUUUUAGGUCAAGCCUCCACAGUAUUCAAAGCAACUUGUUCUUUUUUUAAACACAGAAAGCCCUAGGUCUUUUUUAGAAAAAUCAUUAAAAUGAUAUGAGACCAUCACUUCUAAUAAUAUUGUGCUUAACUCUAAAGAGAGCAACUUUGGUAAAAGAAAUGUUGAAAAGAGACUGAUUAACUUAGAUGCUUUUUAUUUCCAUGCUUUUUGGUUAUGCUUUCCCUUCCUUCCCCCACACCACUUUUUUUAUAGCACCUAACAGUAGCUGGGGUAGAUUGCGAUAGAAACCAUAUUAAACUAUUUUGGCUUUCUAGGGCAAUAGAUCUUCAUACUCAACUCAUGUGUCACUUGCUUCUGUUAAGCCUAAGCACAUUGUCCUGUAGAUUCCCCCCCCCCCCCACACACACACACUCUUGGUGCCUCUGUACUAUGCCAGUACACAGUAGGGCCAUUUUAUAUAGGAAAGUAUGUUAUGCCACAGCGUUCUGAAUGUUAGAGUCAAAGAAGCAGAGCAAACAGUACUGUUCUCAACUCCUGUGGUACUGGAACACUAAUGCAAGCAAGUUAAAAAAACAACUAUUAUUUUUGAAGUUUUCUAUUAAAAUGUAUUACUGCAAAUGGUACUUUACCCUCUCUUAAGUAUCAGAAGUACUACAUUAGAUCUCGGCUAGCCACAUAAAGUCAAGCACUCUGUUCUUCCUAUUCUUUUGGGUACUGUUGUGUGUGUUGUGGUAUGUAAAGUCCAAAGUAGUAUCAAUUUAAAUUCCAAGUCAUACUUGGAGAGGAGUGUAAUUUGUCAGCAGUUUUUUGCCCUUUACACAAAGACCUUUGUUUUCUAGAUUAUUGCUACAUUCCGACUAAUGUUUAAUCUCAGUGAAUUACGUUAGAAGAAGAAAGCACGAAUAUUGCACACCGUAACAGGCAAAGCCUUGCUCUUCCCCCCAUUGCCUGCAAUGUCUUUGGAAUGCCUGUGACUCAGUAUGUGGCCAUCACAUAUACUGACCCAUUGCAGCAAAAUGCUUGAAUCUGAACAGUUUAAUCAAAUGAUAGAGGGAACAAAGGAUUUAUAUAUGUGUAUAUAUAUAUUGUACAGGGUUUUCUUAAAACUGUAUAAUUGUGUAAAUAUUUUGCUUUUUUUGUGUACUAAAACUACCAGCAUCUAGAUUUCCAUAAGAAUUCUUGUAUUUUUGUAUCCGGAAGAUUACAGUGAGUGAAUGAAGCUGUAAGAGAAAUUUCAAUAGCCUUUGGCACAGGUAGACCGGAUAGGAUUCCUUUUCAUAUGGUUUUAAAAUAACAUUUUGUUAGCACACUGUUCAGAACAGGAUGGAUGUCCUUGCUCAGAGUGUUGGCUUUUUUUUCAUGGGGAGCGAGAAAGAUUAGGGGCCAUGGGGAAAAUAUUUAUUUAAUGGGGAUUUUUCCCCCCUUCUCUUUUCUUUUAAAAUAUUUGUUGGCUUACAUAAAUCCUCUGGUGACAUCUUAAAUGUGAUUUCUCAGGCCAGAAGCACAAAAAUGAGUUGUGCCCCUGAACCCAUGUAUUGAAAGCAUACUAUUACGUUACUGAGAAUGUAAGUGAUGGGCAGCAUAGUAGUAACUCACUUAAUACAAAGGAGAAAGGAAAACUAGUUCAAAGUGACCUUCAUUUUGACAUAGCUAUGGAUCUCCCUGUGUUGUGUAUUAGAACUUAGUAGGAUACCAUUUGUGUUUCUAGGUAGGUAACUUCUGGUAACACUUCAUUUUUUACUGCUGUGGAAUUGUCACUUCUGCAUUCAUAAGCUAUGAUGGAGAGCAUAAUAUAAUACCUACUAAGUGACUUGAGAAUGAUAAAUCAAUCUGAAAUAAAAGGCUACUACACAAGGAGUACCACUUCACUGACCACUUAGUGUGUAAUCCCAUUGCAAUCCAGACGAAUGCCACAAUGUAAAUGGUCAGUGAAUCACCCCCCUCAACCUCUACAGAUAUUAAUGCUUCUACUAUAUAAGCUGUCAAUUAAACUGUGGUAUAAAAAUUUUGGUUGGUUUGUUUUAAAUCCUUGAGCAUAAAAAAGCCUAGCAUCUGAAAACUGAUUUGAAAAAUAUAUGCCCACAUACAGUGGAGAUGCUUCAACAGUUUUUAACAAAAUCAUGUGAAAAGGAAUGGUAAAUUCCUCUCAAUGUAUAGUAAACUUGUAUUAUAGUUUUUACAAGAUUGUGAACUUGUGUAAUAGUAUAUUAGGAGAUAUUGUUGGAUUUCUAACUGUUUAUACAUUUAAAUUCAUACAUGUAAUGUUUGUUUUAUUGAUUACACUCUGAAUUUCUAAGAUGCAUGUUGACUUUUUUGCAAUAAAGAAAGAAUAUGGAAUGGCAUAAAA
Molecule: messenger RNA, 6524 nt
Organism: Podarcis muralis (Common wall lizard)
Lineage: Eukaryota; Metazoa; Chordata; Lepidosauria; Squamata; Lacertidae
Source: RefSeq, a predicted model, not a curated record